Messenger RNA from Aphidius gifuensis, 5081 nucleotides. RefSeq names its product ring canal kelch homolog (gene kel). Gene Ontology annotation, molecular function: protein binding. Bases 307 to 2172 code for a protein of 621 amino acids. NCBI's taxonomy places the organism in Eukaryota, Metazoa, Arthropoda, Insecta, Hymenoptera, Braconidae. The record is from RefSeq and is a predicted model, not a curated record. The transcript is spliced from 5 exons.
AAUACAUGUCAAAGAUUUUUUUUCAGUUGUCAUCAUUAACUCAGUGUCAAAAAAAAAAUAAAUUACCAAGUUAUUAAUCAAUUAAAUCAUCAAAAUACUCAAACAUGAUCAAAAUAUAAUUAUCAAAUAAAAAUAAUAUUAAAUAAUCAAAAAAAAAAUGUUAAUAUGACAUCAAUAACAUUGCUAUUUAUUUUUAAUUGCUUGUAAUGUUUUUAAUCUGUCAUCUCACACAUAUCAAUAAUCAAUUUUAAAGUGAUAAACUUUAAAAAAAUUAACAAAUUAAAUUUCUACUUAAUCAAAACAACAAUGGAUCCAUCAUCUGGACAAAAUCAAAUUCAACCAGUUAAUAGUAACAGUGAGAGUGACAAUGUUGGAAGUUGUUUGUUGCUUCGUUAUGCAAGUCAAAAUUCUCUUGAUGAAAGUUCACAAAAACAUAUACCAAGAGAAAAUGGCAAGGACAAGCCACCAUAUAGAAAUCAUCAUCAUACAAAUCGUGCAUUUGAUAUGAUAAAUGCAAUGAGAAAACAAAAUUUAUUAUGUGAUGUGAUAUUGGAAGCUGAUGAUGGUUCAGAUGUACAAGCUCAUAAAAUGGUACUUGCUGCAUGUAGUCCAUAUUUUUAUGCAAUGUUUACAAGUUUUGAAGAACGUGAUCAACAACGUAUUAAAUUACAAGGUGUUGAUCAUGCUGCCCUUGAAUUACUUGUUGAUUAUGUUUAUACGGCUGAGGUACAAGUUACUGAAGAAAAUGUACAAGUUUUAUUACCAGCUGCAAAUCUUCUUCAAUUGACUGAUGUACGUGAUGCUUGUUGUGAUUUUUUACAAGCACAAUUACAUCCAUCAAAUUGUUUGGGUAUACGUGCAUUUGCUGAUCUUCAUGGUUGUCUUGAAUUACUUGGUCAUGCUGACAGUUAUAUUGAACAACAUUUUUCUGAAGUUGUUGAGAGUGAAGAAUUUUUAACUCUAACACCUCAACAAGUUGCAAAAUUAAUAUGUAGUGAUCGUUUAACUGUACCAACUGAAGAAAAAGUUUUUGAAAGUGUUAUAUCAUGGGUACAUGCUGAUCUUGAUAAACGACAAAAUGUAUUAUCACAAUUAAUGGAACAUGUUAGAUUACCAUUAUUAUCACAAGAAUAUCUUGUACAACGUGUUGAAGAAGAACCAUUGUUAAAAGAAAAUUUACAAUGUAAAGAUUAUCUUAUUGAGGCAUUAAAAUAUCAUUUAUUAAAAGGUGAACAAAAAACAUUAUUUAAAACACCAAGAACAAAACCAAGACAACCACGUGGAUUACCAAAAGUUUUACUUGUUGUUGGUGGACAAGCACCAAAAGCCAUACGUAGUGUUGAAUGUUAUGAUUUUAAAGAAGAAAAAUGGUAUCAAGUAUCAGAAUUACCAACAAGACGUUGUCGUGCUGGUUUAUCAGUACUUGGUGGACGUAUUUAUGCUGUUGGUGGUUUUAAUGGAUCAUUACGAGUAAGAACAGUUGAUGUUUAUGAUGGUAAUGCUGAUCAAUGGUCAGGAUGUGCUGGAAUGGAAGCACGACGUUCAACACUUGGUGUUGCUGUACUUGGUAAUUGUAUAUAUGCUGUUGGUGGUUUUGAUGGUACAACUGGUUUAAAUUCAGCUGAAGUAUAUGAUCCACGUACUCAUGAAUGGCGUAUGAUAUCAUCAAUGUUUACACGUCGUUCAAGUGUUGGUGUUGGUGUUGUUAAAGGUCUAUUAUAUGCUGUUGGUGGUUAUGAUGGUUUAUCACGUCAAUGUUUAUCAAGUGUUGAAUGUUAUUGUCCUGAAAAAGAUCAAUGGAAACUUGUUGCUGAAAUGUCAGCACGUAGAAGUGGUGCUGGUGUUGGUGUACUUGAUGGUAUAUUAUAUGCUGUUGGUGGUCAUGAUGGACCAUUAGUACGUAAAAGUGUUGAAGCAUAUAAUCCAGAAACAAAUCAAUGGACAUCAAUUGCUGAUAUGACACUUUGUCGUAGAAAUGCUGGUGUUGUUACAUUUAAUUCAAUGAUAUAUGUUGUUGGUGGUGAUGAUGGUACAUCAAAUUUAUCAUCUGUUGAAUUUUAUUCACCACGUACAAAUACAUGGACAACAUUACCAAAUACAAUGAGUAUUGGACGUAGUUAUGCUGGUGUUGCUAUUAUUGAUAAACCACAAAUACCAACAACAACAAUGUGAGGCUUACAAACCACUGGGCAUAAUAAAGAACAACAAAAUAUUAUAUCAGAUAAUGAUAUAUCAAUUGAUAAUCAGCCCAGUGGUUUACAAGAACAACAACAACGUAUUGCCAAUCGUACACAUGAUUGUGAAGGUGCUAAUUGUAUUUGUCAACGUUAUGAAAAUGGUGAAAUUGCUGUUAUUGUACGUAAUCGUAAUUUAUUAAUAAAUAAUGAUAAUAAUUAUCAACAAAAUAUACGUCAACAUAAUAGAAUAUAUCAAAAUAAUAGACAAGCAAAUUUAAAUCCAAAUUAUCAAAAUCCAAUUGAUAUUGUUAGAAAUUUUAAUCGUACACGUCGUUUACAUGAACCAGAAGAAAAUAUUUAUGAAAGAUUAGAUAAUUUUGAUGAAGCUGAUCGUGAUGUUGUUGAUAGAAAUUUACAAAUUAAACAACAACAACAACAACAACAACAACAACAACAACAACAGCAUCAACCACAAAAUAAUGGUGAUCAUACUUAUGAAAGAGUUGAUAAUCGUCCAUGGAUACGUGGUAAUAAUAAUUCACGUAAUAAUCAUCCUAAUAAUUAUCAAUCAGCAACAUCAUCAGCAUCAGCAGCAUUAUUAACAUUUGAAAGAAAUCGUGAUAUUUACAUGACAAGUCAAGCAUGUCUUGGUCGUUUUAAUAAUUUAUCACGUAAUUGUUUUUCAACAGAUAAUGUUGCAUUAAAUCAACUUGGAAAUAAUUGUAUGUGUCAAUUUUGUACAAGAUUACCAUUUUUACGUUAUCAUAUAUGUCAACAGUGUAAUGGUUUUGGUAAUACAAAUAAUAUAUCUGGUAGACAUUAUAUUUAUCAAGUAGCACGUAAUUGUCGUUGUUCUUAUUGUCGUGGUGAAUAUUUUUAUGGUAGAUUACCAAUAAAUAGACUUGUUGAUACAUUACGUCAAUGUCAAUGUAGAAAUACAAAUAAUUGUCAUUGUCGUAGAUUAAUAACAUCAUCAAAUUCAGCAAUAUAUGUUGGUAGAAUUGAUAGAAUUGCAUUAUCACAAUCUGUUAAUAAUCCAUUGUAUGCUAAUCCAACAAUUUACGUUGGAAGAUUUGAAAGAAAUAAUAGUAAUCAAGAUGAUUCUGUAAAUGAACAAAAUCAAGAGCCAUCAAAUUCAUCAUCAUCAUCUGCUUCAUCAUCACCACCUUCAUCACAAGCUGGUAAUUCAUCAAUUGAACAGCCACAACCAAGUACAUCUGGUGAACAGAGAAUUUUAAAUCAAGCUGGAACAUCAAAUGUUGCUGUUUGUACAAUUAAUAAUACAACUGAAAGACAACAUGUUUGUGAUGAUUCAUGUAUUAGAAAUCAUCCAGGUAUUUGUAGAUUUAUUGAAAGAUCAGAAAGACCAGAAUGUCAAGCACGUGGUAUACCAUAUCAUUGGUGGUUUGUCAAUCGUUGGUUACCACUUUGGGGAUCACAAGAUAGAAAUACUGAAUCAUCAGUACAACAAAAAGUUGAAGAACCAAGAGAACCACAAGGAAGUGACAGUGAUGAUCUUUAAAUGGCUUUUAUUAAAAUGAGUAGACAAUUUUUUAAAAUUUUUUUUCUUGUGACAUUCCAAGAGAGAUCUGUUUUCUUCCUUAUUUUUUUAACAUCUUUUUUUUUUUUUUAAUUUUUCCUUGGUAAGUAAAAAAAAAAAAUUUAAAAAGGUAAAUACAAUUUUGCUCAUAUAAUUUUUUUCUACGUUAGUUGAAAAACUUUUUAAAAAAAUAUUUGCUUAAUCAUCGUGUUAAUUAGAAAAGACUGUUUUAACUAUAAUUAUUAUAGAAAAAAAUUUUUUAAAACUUAAUUUUAAAAUCAAAAAUUAAAUUUUGAUUAAUUAUAGUUAAUUUAAUGAUUCAAAUACAUCGAUUUUAUUAUGAUAUAAUUAGUUAUAAAUUUUUUAAAUAAUAAUUGGAAUUAUUAAUUAAAUAUAUCAUGAUAAUAAUUUACAUACACGUCCAACAUAGUCAUUAUUAGUUUUAUAAGUAAAUCAAAAAGUACUCCAGUUAAUAAUAGAAAUUAAAAACGAAAAAAAUUAAUCUAUAUAUUACUUUUAGUUUUUAUUAGCAGGAUAUAUUACUUCAAAUAAUAAUAAUCAAAAAAAAAAAGUAUGCAAUUUACUUUAAUUAAAAAUAAUUUUACUUAAAAUUUAGCUGAAAAAUUUAUUUGUAUUUAUUUUUAAUAAUAAUUACGGUCUAAAUACAAAAUCUCGUUUAUAAAAUUUUAGUUUUUAAAUUUCAUUCAUUAAAUAUUGAAUGAAUAAUUCCCAGAAAUAGGGUCGUACAAAAAAAUUCUUGACCUAGUUUAAUUUCUUGGAAAAAUAAUUUUUUCGUGACAGAAAUUUAAAUACCCUUUCUUAAUAUUAAAAAUUUUAGCUUUGUUAUCUAUUUAAGAAUUAUUUUAGCAAGUUGAUAUUUAAUCUAGUUUAUUAUACAAAAAAAAAUAAAAUAAAAUCAGAUACAUAUUUUGAUUAACUUUCCAUUAAUAAAAAAAAAAAAAAGUUACAUUUAUUUUUAAUUUUUUUUUUCUUAUUGUCCUUGGCAUUCCAUUAACAAACAUUGUGUUUUAGCAUUGGCUUAAAUAUAACCACCAUAUCAAUCAUUUUACUAUCUAAUCGUGAAAAAAAAAAUCAUAAAAAAACAAUCAGUAAUGAGAAUAGAAAUUCAUUCAAAAGAUAUCAUGUAAUAUUUUUAAUAUUUCAUUUUUUUUUCAUUAAAUAACGUAAUAUGAUUGAUGAGAGAUAUUCUUUUUUUAUGUUUAUUUUCUUUCAAUAUAAUAAUACCUUUUUCAUACGUAUAAAAAUAAAUGAAAAAAAUAUAUUAACGUGCAAAAUGUAGUGUAGAUGACCUUAAUGUAAGCCAUAAUGUCAAGACAAAUAUGGUUUUAUCGACAAUUUUAUAU